This is a messenger RNA of Nerophis ophidion (straightnose pipefish), 2125 nucleotides long. It is a transcript of the gene srfb, whose product is annotated as serum response factor b. Gene Ontology annotation, molecular function: DNA-binding transcription factor activity, RNA polymerase II-specific; protein dimerization activity; serum response element binding. Lineage: Eukaryota; Metazoa; Chordata; Actinopteri; Syngnathiformes; Syngnathidae. Gene Ontology annotation, biological process: positive regulation of transcription by RNA polymerase II. The record is from RefSeq and is a predicted model, not a curated record. The transcript is spliced from 8 exons. The coding region runs from base 232 to 1971 and encodes 579 amino acids.
GUGACCGCUUUCCGCGAUGUCCUUUUAGAGAAAGCGCCGAGAGUCAAGUCGAACGAGGAGGACGAAGACAAGUGUGGAGGCCGCCGAGGGUUCAUUGAGCAGCAUCACUGACAACUUUCUUCCCGGACUCUUCCCAGGUUGUCUGACCCGCUGGUACAUGCGUCAUUUAUACGGGACAGCGAGCUCCAGCUUUGCGGGCUGUUGUCAACACGGUCGCCCCCAGUAAGUAGAAUGUUACCGAGCCAGGUCGGGUCGGCACCACCGGGAAACGCGUCAGGUAGAGCUGCCGGAGGGCUCGGUUCAAGCCUCGUCGCAGGCGGGAUUCGCCCCGUCUCGAUCCGAACAGGGCAAGCUUCUCUGGGGCUCAGCGAGAGUGUCGCGCGGCACGGAAGCAGAGAAACCAUCGGGAUGUUGGGGGCGAACGGUCCAGGGGGUCCGCGAGCCGUGAGGUCUGGCAACGGCACCGGAGUGAGCCCGCUGCAGUCCGCCAUCCAGGGAGGCAUGGUGGCUCUCAACGCGGGGAUGGUGCUGCCUCACGGCGCCAGGUUCGACCCGGACAGGGAGGCGGUGCCUCUGUGCAGCGGCUCGGACAAUGACUCCGACUCGGGGGAUGACGACGACCCGCUUGGGGACCACCGGAGAGGGGUGAAGCGGGAGAGGGCGGAGAUGGAGGCGGCCGUGACGGGGCAGGAGGUCGGGGUCGCUCCCGGAGCUUACGGCCUGGCUCCCGGUGGGGUGGCGGGGGCCAAGCCCGGGAAGAAGACACGUGGUCGCGUCAAGAUAAAGAUGGAAUUUAUUGACAACAAGUUGAGACGUUACACCACUUUUAGCAAGAGGAAGACUGGCAUCAUGAAGAAGGCCUACGAGCUCUCCACUCUGACGGGAACCCAAGUUCUGCUGCUAGUGGCCAGCGAAACGGGUCACGUGUACACUUUUGCCACUCGUAAACUGCAACCCAUGAUCACCAGUGAAACGGGCAAAGCUCUGAUCCAGACAUGCCUCAACUCGCCUGACUCGCCGCCACGCUCCGACCCCUCAACUGAUCAGCGCAUGAGUGCCACAGGUUUUGAGGAGACGGACCUCACGUACCAGGUGUCUGAGUCGGAGAGCAUGGGCGACACUAAGGACACGUUGAAACCAACGUUUACGGUAGCCAACCUACCAGGCAGUACCAGCAACGCCCAGGCCACAGUUCCCACCACCUCCACCAGCAUGCAGGUGAGCAGUGGUCCCAACUUUCCCAUCACCAACUACCUGGCGCCAGUUUCCACCAGCGUCAGCGCCAACGGGACUGUCCUGAAGACCACCGGUGCAUCCACGGGAGUCAUGCAGUUGCCCAGUGGCUUCACGUUCAUGCCAGCAGGCACUCCUCUCCCCCCCGGCACUCCCACCAUUCCUCUUAGUCAGCUGCAGCAACACUCCCUGACCCUGCAGGGGCAGCAUGGUCAGACUCUGACCGCCGCCCCUCAUUCUCAGCAGGGCCAGCAGGCUGUCUUCCGCUUCCCUGCUGCUGUCUCCCUCACAGGGGCGGGUAUACCUCAGCAGCUACAGGCCAUUCAGGUUCACCCCAACACCCAGCCCACACCCAACAGUGAGGCUAGUCCCGAGAUGUCCCACAGCGCCACAAACUCCACAGCAACAGUCAGUCUGCCAGCAACCAUCGUCACCUCAACAGUGCCCACAUCAGUGGCGGGUCACAUGAUGUACCCCAGUCCCCACACGCUCAUGUACGCCUCCACGCCCGGGCUGGCCGACGGGGGGCUGGCCGUGCUCAACGCCUUCUCCCAGGGCACGUCGGCCAUGCAGGUGUCUCACGCACAAGCUCAGGACGCAGGCGCCGUCCCGCAGGUGUUCCUCACGGCGCCCCCAGGCACCAUGCAGAUCCCCGUUUCAGCGGUGCAGCUUCACCCAGUACGGCAAGAUCUGCAUUUUACAAAUGGUGAUUGGCCCACAGAGCGGCAGCAGCGCUAGCCUGACCGAGCUUCAGGUGGUCAACUUGGACGCCGCACAAAACUCCAAAAGUGACUGCUAGGAUUUUUCUUUCAUUGACUGUCCGCCAUAUUUUUUAUUUAUUUAUGAUGCGUUCCUACAUCACACUUCUUCUCAAUGUGACCUUACCUACAAA